AGCCACCCGGGCGCCCGAUUCAACAGCGCGGGUGCUGCCUCCCCCGCGCCGCCCGGGGCUGCGAUCGCGCUUUGCCAGGCAGCGGAGCGGGGCCUCCCUCGGCGCGGGCUCGGGGAUCGCCCGCAGGAGUCGCCGCUGGCGUCUCGCAGUCCCCGGCCCGGCGCACACUUCCUUGUUCCCGAACCUCAAACGUGUCGUCUCGCGAGGCUCAGCCGCCCGCCGAAGCCUCGGCCCUCCCUCCGCGCAACCCCGAGGUCCCCGCCGCGCUGCGGCUGGAACCCCGGCCCUGCGCUCCAGCCCGGCGUCGCUCCCGCUGCUCUGCCCGGCCGCCGGCCUGCGCUGUCGGGGGUGGGGAGCUAGAUGUUCACCCUGCCUCAGAAGGAAUCCAGGGCACCUGCCACCUGCCUGGGCCCAACCUCCAUCCAGGAUCUGGACAGUAACUAUGGGGAUGAUCUGGAAAGAGAAUGCUCCAGAAAACCAGACCGGAAGCUGCCAGAGUAUUGUGGAGCGAGUGGUCCCACUGCCAUGUUGUCCUCAGACAGCUCCUGCCUGUCCUCGAGAGGAAGAGUCAUUAAGUGGUUCUGGGACUCGGCAGAGGAGGGCUACAGGACCUACCACAUGGACGAAUAUGAUGAGGAUGAGAACCCCAGGGGCAUCAUUAAUUUGGGCACCAGUGAAAACAAACUCUGCUUUGACCUACUCUCCACACGGCUGAGUCAGAGCGACAUGCUGCGGGUGGAGCCAUCCCUGCUGCAGUACCCUGACUGGAGGGGACAUCUGUUCCUUCGGGAAGAAGUGGCCAGAUUCCUGUCUUUCUACUGCAAGAGCCCCAACCCCCUUAAACCAGACAAUGUGGUUGUCCUGAAUGGCUGUGCCUCUCUCUUCUCUGCUCUGGCCAUGGUGCUGUGUGAGGCAGAGGAGGCUUUCCUGAUCCCUGCACCUUACUAUGGGGCCAUCACACAGCACGUCUAUCUUUAUGGCAACGUCCGGCUGGUGUGUGUCUAUCUGGAAAGUGAGGUCACUGGGCUGGACACACGUCCCUUCCAGCUCACCGUGGAGAAGCUGGAGAUGGCCUUGCAGAGAGCCAAUUCUGAGGGUGUGAAGGUCAAAGGUCUCAUCCUCAUCAACCCCCACAACCCUCUGGGUGACAUCUACUCCCCAGGAGAGCUGCGGGACUACCUGGAAUUUGCCAAGAGGCAUGAGCUGCACGUGAUGGUGGAUGAGGUCUACAUGCUGUCCGUGUUCGAGAAGCCGGCGGCCUACCGCAGCGUCCUGAGCCUGGAAGGGCUGCCUGACCCCCAGAGGACCCACGUGAUGUGGGCGACCAGCAAGGACUUUGGGAUGUCUGGGCUCCGCUUCGGCACGCUCUACACGGAAAACCGGGACGUGGCCACUGCGGUGGCUUCCCUCUGCCGCUAUCACGGCCUCAGUGGUUUGGUCCAGUACCAGAUCGCACAGCUGCUCCGGGACCGUGACUGGAUCAACCAGGUGUACUUACCGGAGAACCAUGCCCGGCUCAAGGCUGCUCACGCCUACGUGGCAGGAGAGCUCCGGGCCCUGGGCAUCCCCUUCCUGAGCCGCGGGGCGGGCUUCUUCAUCUGGGUUGACCUGAGGAAGUUCCUGCCCGAGGCCACCUUUAAGGCAGAAAUGCUGCUUUGGCGCCGCUUUUUGGACAACAAGGUGCUGCUGUCCUGUGGUCAGACCUUUGAGUGUAAAGAGCCCGGCUGGUUCCGCUUGGUCUUCUCGGACAAGGCCCACCGGCUUCGCCUGGGGAUGCAGAGGGUCCAGCAGGUGCUGGAGGACAAAUCCCGGGUGGCGGAAGAGCCCUCUUCUUGUCAGACCCAGGAGCCAAGGAGUUAGCACAGAAUGGAGGAGUCGUGACUGCUCCCGACCACAAGCCUUCGCCCCCCUGAGGACGUGAAAAGAAAACAACGUGUACCUUCUUUUGAUGACACCAUCUUUCGUCCUUUGUUGCCUAGAAACAAGUCGGAAGAACAGCGCAUAGAAGACAGAGCAUACCCAAGAAAUAAACAGGAGUGAUAGUUCCCAAGUCCCAGGAGGAAGGAGUUAAUUCUGUAUGUUCCGAUCGUUCUCCCAAGGGAGGGUGUGUGGGCCCCCAGGACACCUGGGACCUGGGACAGGCCUCCACUUGGGCGGCGACAGACAAGACACAGUGGGGGCGAUCAGGAAGAGCUCCUCUGCCUCCUCCUUCCUGGCAAGGAACUGCCUUCACCAACCAUGUCAAACCCAAGUGAGCCACCCAUGACUGCUGGGGGGAGCAUAGGGCUAGACUUGAACCCAGGCUGGCCCUUCCAUCCUAAGCAGGCAAGGGGCCACUUGAGCCAUCCUCAGGGGAGCUUGAGUUUGGAGCCCAAGUGGGCUUUCUGGACUGACGUUAAAGCUGUGUGCGGAGGACUCUUCUCUGGGGUAGAAAAGCAGUCUCUUUCCUUGCUUCUGUUUUAAGAGAAUGUCGGGGCCGUCGUGUGUACUUUCUGCAACCCAGAGUAUUUGAUACAGGAUUCUCUUUCCUCUGCCUUUCUGCCUUUCAUCCAUUCAUUCUUUCUCCAUCUUUCCUUGAAUACCUUCCACGUGCCAGGCACCGUGCUGGUAAUUUCUGUGCAUUAUUUCUAACUCUGACAAUCCAGGGAAGCUGACACUAUUAUCCUCCACUUGGGAGAAGAGGCCACGCAUCUCAGAGAGCUGGAAUGACAUUCUCAAAGUCACGGAGCCAGACAGCAUCAGAGCCGGGAUUCAAAGUCGGGUGGGUUUGGUUGGAAUCCUGUGCUGUUUGUACCCUGCCAAACCAGGGGCCGGCAGGCUGCUUUGACCCUUUCCCAUCCUGAGAUCCAGGCUUUGUGUUGUCACCGUCAGUGCCUUCAAUUAUUGUUCAGUGCCUUUGGCUAUCGCUCCUUUCUGUUCCCACUUCCAGGAAACUCUGCUACUGGGAUUUGUUGACUCACUGGGAAGCCUUCAGGUUUUACGGGCCAGAGUAAGAACGGCCAAAAAAAACCUCUGUUGUGGCGCUGCCCUUGUGGUUGAGGGUCCCCCAAGGAAGGACUGCUGUGAUACACUCUGUUUAGAAUUCUCUGAAGAAAGACUCCUAGUUCUCUAGCGGGCAUCCCGCUGCCUUCCCAGCAGAGGCAGACCGAGCGGGGGAUCGGGCCCGAACGGAGCUCCUCUGUUUCAGUCGGCAGAAGGGGGUGCCUAGGAGCCCCGCUGGCUGGUGCUGGGGGAAGGGGCGUGCUCCAUAUGUAUCGCUCUGCGGAGUCUGGGUCUGGCAUAUUCUACACCCAUCUCCGGUCCCCUGUGGGCUCACGUUUCUGCUUUGCUCCUUAGGACGGCCA
Lutra lutra (Eurasian river otter) is the source of this 3344-nucleotide messenger RNA. RefSeq names its product 1-aminocyclopropane-1-carboxylate synthase homolog (inactive) (gene ACCS). Gene Ontology annotation, molecular function: pyridoxal phosphate binding; transaminase activity. Bases 361 to 1860 code for a protein of 499 amino acids. The transcript has 16 exons. The record is from RefSeq and is a predicted model, not a curated record. Lineage: Eukaryota; Metazoa; Chordata; Mammalia; Carnivora; Mustelidae. Gene Ontology annotation, biological process: amino acid metabolic process; biosynthetic process.